This is a messenger RNA of Peronospora matthiolae, 768 nucleotides long. The record is from the annotation of a GenBank genome assembly. NCBI's taxonomy places the organism in Eukaryota, Oomycota, Peronosporomycetes, Peronosporales, Peronosporaceae.
AUGUCGGAGAAGAACUCGCCGUCGCCAUCGCGCAGUCGCUCCGCGUCGCAAGCGAAAGGGUCCGACCAGGAGAUGACGAGUCCAGCGCAAGGAGACGCUGCUGGGGAGACGCGGGCGUCCGAGGACCAGGAGAUGCCUGGAACUGAUACUGAGGCUGUUGCUGCUGCUGCUGCUGCUGCUACUUCUGAGGCUACUGCUGGGGCUGGUGGGGGUGAUCGCGAGGACGCGACGGUGGAGAAUCCAGGGAAUAAUCUGUACGUGGCCAACUUGGCGACACGAGUGAGCCAGGCUGAUCUGCAGGAGCUGUUUGACAAGUUUGGACGUGUGAGCAAGUGCGAAGUGAUUGUGGACCCCGUGACGCGCGAGUCGAGGGGGUUUGGGUUUGUUACGUUUGAAGACGUGCGGGAUGCUGAGGACGCCGUGAAGGAGCUGAACAACCAAGAGGUGCAGGGUCGCAAGAUUCGAGUUGAGCAUGCGAAACGGAAGCGUGGCCACGAAAAGACUCCAGGACAAUAUCUUGGACCGAGACUUGCUAGCGCAAAGUACGGUGGACGCGAUCGCCACAGUGGGGGCCGUAGUCGAGACCGAGGACGGCGGAGUCGUAGCCGAGACCGAGGCGGAUUCUCGCGGCGCAAUGACGACUGGGACCGCGGACGUGGUGAUGACCGAGGACGUGGUGAUGACCGAGGGCGUGGCCGCUAUGAUAACCGCGAUCGCAGUCGAGGGGACUACGGUCGCGACAUGGGCGACGAUCGACGUCGCCGGUAG